Messenger RNA from Paramecium pentaurelia, 881 nucleotides. The record is from the annotation of a GenBank genome assembly. NCBI's taxonomy places the organism in Eukaryota, Ciliophora, Oligohymenophorea, Peniculida, Parameciidae.
UGAUGAAAAGUUCUCAAACCAAUUCAAACUUGGCAUAAUUACAAGAUAACUAUAACAAAAUUCAUAUGUUAAGUGCAAGAACAAAUAAAUUAGGGUUAAAAUCUUAAAUGCCUCAAAAAGAAACCCGAUAAUUUUCACACCAUGUUGAUGGAAUAUAAAGAAAAUAGAUAAAAGUUAAAAACUUACUUGUGAUAACUGAUGAUUAAGUAAAAUAAUUCAUUAUUCUUAAGAAACUGUUUCAUAAGGUUUAAGAGAGCAUACAAUCUUAUAGAAGUCCUAAGAACUUUCAAACAAUUGAAUAGGAAUGCCCAAAUCAUUUAGAUAAUGGGAAUAAGAAAAAUUCAAGAAUGCUUUCUCCAAAAGAAUAAAACGAAAUGAUUGAAUAUUUAUAGAAGAAAAAUGAAGAAUUAGUUCAAGAAAAUAAAGAAAAGCAAUAACUAAUAAAUAGACUAUUAGGAGCAUGUAAUGGAACCUAAAAAAUAAAGAAAAUGCAAUCACCUAAAUCUUAAUCGAUAUUUUAAUAGAUUCCAAAAUCAGCUGAUGCUAGAAAUAAGAUGGAUACUGAUAUUCGACUGCCUUUAAUUAAGACACCAGAACCAUUUUUAGAGUAGAGAUAAGAUAAAUAGAUAGUUUAAAAUGAAAAUUAAAGAAAUGACUUGCUAAAUUUAUAUAACAUGAGUUUUGGAAAAUAAAUUAAUUUAAAUGAAGAAAAAAAAGAAUAAUUGGAAUUAACAUCUAAUUAAAAUAGGUAAACCAAUCCAAGAGAAAAGAUGUAUUCAUAACCAAAUCAACCAUUGAAGAAGAAUCAUUUUUCAAGGGUUCUUUUAAAAUUACCUUAAGAAUUUCAUUUAGAAAUUGAAAAUCAAAAAAGUUAGCUUUGA